AUGUCGGAAUCAUUUAGUUCCACUCAGAAAUAUGAACGUCAAAAUAAGUUAGUGACCAGUAGUAAUAUCGUUGUUUUGUUUUGGGGUUUCUUUUUCAGAUUGAGUGGCUGUAACCUUUCCGAGAGAAGCUGUGAAGCUCUGUCCUCAGUUCUCAGAUCCCAGUCCUCUAAUGUGAGAGAGCUGAACCUGAACAAUAAUAACCUGCAAGAUUCAGGAGUGAAGUUUCUGUCUCUUGGAGUGGAGAUUCCACAUUGUAAACUGGAAUCUCUCAGACUUAGAGGUUGUAACCUUUCAGAAAGAAGUUGUGAAGCUUUGUCCCCAGUUCUCAUAUCCGACUGCUACAGUCUCAAAGAACUGGACCUGAGUGACAACAAUCUGCAGGACACAGGUGUGAAGCUUCUGUCGCUUGCAGCAAAGAGUCCACACUGUAAACUACAGACUCUAAGAUUGAGUCAUGGUAAUCUCACAGAGAGAAGUUGUGAAGCUCUGUCCUCUGUUCUCAACUGCCAGUCCUCUAGUCUGAGAGUGUUGAACCUGAGUAACAACAACCUGCAGGAUUCAGGCGUAAAGCUUCUGUCUGCUGGACUGAAGAGUCCACACUGUAAACUAGAAGUUCUUGUACUGAGUGACUGUGACCUCUCAGAAAGAAGUUGUGAAGAUCUGUCCACACUUUUCAGUUUGGACUCAUCUAGUCUGACUGAGCUGGACAUGAGUAGCAAUAACUUUCAAGAUACAGGAGUGAAGCAUCUCUGUAUUGCACUGCACAGUCCACACUGUACACUCAAAAUUCUCAGAUUAAGGAGCUGUAAUCUCUCAGAGAGAAGCUGUGAAGAUUUUUCCUCAGUUUUUAGCUCCCGGUCCUCUAGUCUGAGAGAGAUAGAUCUGAGUAACAACAACCUACAGGAUUCAGGAGUGAAGCUUCUUUCUGUUGGCGUGAAGAGUUCAAAUGAGAUGAAAACUCUCAGACUGAGUGGCUGUAAACUCUCUGAGAUAAGCUGUGAAGCUCUGUCCUCAGUUCUCACCUCCCAGACCUCUAGUCUGAGAGAGCUGGACCUAAGUGACAAUGACCUGCGGGAUUCAGGAGUUAAGCUGCUGUCUUCCGGAGUGGAGAGUACACUCUGUAAACUGGAAAUUCUCACGUAAGGAUUUAACUUUUCAAUAAAGAUAAUUUAUUGCAUGAAUAAAUGGUCAUUUAGAUUAUAACUCAUUUAGAAUUGAAUCUGUAAAUAUGUAUUGGCACGUUACCAUUUCUCUAAAUCUUCCAAAUUCUACCCAUUUAAAACAUAUUAAUGCUAGUGGCUAGUAUCAUACAUUAAUAAUAACUGGUCCACAAAGUCUAGUGUGCACCAAAUCUACUGCUGCACACUGAACUUGGCGGUGAAACUCUGCAGUAAUGACUUGGAAUUUGUCUGUGAGUUCAGUUAUAGGGGGAAAUGCUUAUGCAGUUCUAGGAUACCCAAAACUUGGCACUGAAGCUGUGACAACUGUCAAGAGAGGUUGGACUGAAAGAGAUUAAGUCCAUCACUUCACAUUACAGCUAAACAAUGGUGCAAGGUCUCAAAAUCCAGCCUUUUGUUUUUAAAAUGUUAGAGUUUGAUUAGUGAACUUGUUCCAAUAUCUGACUUGUGACUGAUUCAGUUUGUAUGUGUGUGCCUCUGUACUGGGAUUCUUAAAUAAGCAGAAAUAUAAGCAUGGCACACAGCCAAGAGCUUGUCUGCCUUGUCUAUAGUGCUUGGACAGAGUGACUAAAUAUACAUUUAUAGAACAUUUUAUCUAACCAUUACAUACUUAAUAAAAUAAACUAUCCUGAAGUAUAUUGUGAUUGGUGAGCUAAGAGUCUCUAGAGGAAAAAUUGAGAGAAAAUAUUCCUAUGUUUUUGAAUUAAACAUGGAUGUAUGAUGAUGAUAGCUGGAUAACAGGUGAUUACGCCAGAGUAGCAAACACUACCCAAAAUCUUUGGACCCAAAAAUUGUUUAGUUUUUUUCUGUUCAUCUUUGCUAGAUUAUAAAUUCAGGAAAAUUUGUCACAAGUGAGUCACUGUGGUUGUGUUGGUUAUUCUGUCACAAACACCAUGCUG
Messenger RNA from Neolamprologus brichardi, 2077 nucleotides. Lineage: Eukaryota; Metazoa; Chordata; Actinopteri; Cichliformes; Cichlidae. The record is from RefSeq and is a predicted model, not a curated record.